UAAAAUUGUGACGUUUGUUGUUGUUUCUGGUUGAAAGAUAUAAGCAUUUUUAACGGUGUUGUCACUAACAGAAGGUUCAAAACCAUGACGUCAACGGGCGAAGUUGUGUUAAGGGCAGCCAUUAAAUUUUGCUUGGGAUUAGACAAGACACCAAGUGAAACGUUGAAGAUGUUACAGAGUUCCAGUACGACCAUGAAAUGCAGUAGGGCGCUUGUCUUUAAGUGGCACCGACGGUUUCGGGAAGGAAAUAACUCUAUAGAAGACGAUCAACGAUGUGGCCGGCCAUCUAAGGUUAAAUUUUCGAUUUCAGAUAAAGUGAAAGAUAUCAUGUACAGUGACAGGCGACACACUUUGAGAAAUUUAGCUUCUGAACUAGGUGUUUCCACUUAUACAGUGCAUCAACUUAUACAGUGCAUGAAAUUUUUAAAACAGAAUUAGGCAUGUCUAAAGUGUGCUCGCGCUGGGUGCCGAGAUUCCUUAAGGAUCACGUGUGGGAAACAAGGGUUCGCUGCUUGCAAAAGUUUGUCCACCGGUAUGACCGUGAAGGCGAAGAAUUCCUCAACCGCAUAGUUCCAACCCAGUCCUGUAUAUGGAAAAUCCCGGGAACCCCUCCCCCAAAGAAGGCAAGAGUACAGAAAAGUGGUGGGAAACACAUGUUCAUGUUUUUCAUGGACAGGAAAGGCAUGAUCCUACAGCAUCAGGUUCCCGAUGACCAGACAGUGACCGCUAGUUACUAUUCGAAGGUUCUCAGGCGUGACUUGAUGCAGGCAUAAAAGAAGAAACACCCCAAACUCGACCCCGAGCAUAUUUCACCAAAAUAACGCUCCAGGACACAGAGC
Molecule: messenger RNA, 839 nt
Organism: Mya arenaria
Lineage: Eukaryota; Metazoa; Mollusca; Bivalvia; Myida; Myidae
Exons: 2
Coding region: 441-773 (110 amino acids)
Molecular function (GO): nucleic acid binding
Source: RefSeq, a predicted model, not a curated record